Messenger RNA from Blastocystis hominis, 890 nucleotides. RefSeq lists its product as hypothetical. NCBI's taxonomy places the organism in Eukaryota, Bigyra, Opalinata, Blastocystidae. Bases 1 to 852 code for a protein of 283 amino acids. Gene Ontology annotation, molecular function: protein serine/threonine phosphatase activity. The transcript has 5 exons. Gene Ontology annotation, biological process: peptidyl-serine dephosphorylation. The record is from RefSeq and is a predicted model, not a curated record.
AUGUGUACGAUGGCUACAGAAAUUUUUCUAAAAGAGAGCAACAUUUUGAUCAUGCAAUCUCCGAUCACUAUCUGUGGCGACAUCCACGGGCAAUUUUACGAUCUCAAGAAACUCUUUGAAGUUGGCGGAGAGUGCCCUGAUACAAAUUAUCUAUUUCUCGGCGACUUUGUAGACCGAGGCUAUUUUAGUUUAGAGACGAUUCUAUAUGUUUUGGCGCUAAAGCUGCGAUAUCCAGAUAGAAUUCAUCUCCUUCGUGGAAACCAUGAGAGCAGGCAAACGACGCAAGUCUAUGGCUUUUACGAAGAGUGCUUACGAAAGUACCAAAAAUCCCAAGUCUGGAAGGAAGUGACAGAUAUGUUCGACUACCUUCCUAUUGGAGCUUUGAUUAAUAACAAUAUUCUCUGCGUUCAUGGUGGAUUAUCUCCGUUGAUAUCGACGAUGGAUCAGAUUUCUGCUCUCGAUCGUUUUCAGGAGAUUCCUCACGACGGAGCCAUGUGCGACUUGUUAUGGAGCGAUCCCGAAGAGCGUCCGGGCUGGGAAGGCUGGAACGAAUCUCCUCGAGGCGCAGGUUGUCUGUUUGGAAAGGACCAGGUUCUAAAUUUUAACUCCACGAAUAAUCUGCGAUGCAUCGUUCGAGCCCACCAACUCUCGAAAGAGGGCUAUAAACGGAUGUUCGAUGACAAUCUAAUCACGGUCUGGUCUGCUCCGAAUUAUUGCUACCGAUGUGGCAACAAGGCUUCGAUCAUGCAAAUUAAGGAGAAUGGAGACUACGAAUUCCUGGUUUUCUUGGCGGCGGAAGCGGCGAAGCGGAAAGUUCCGGAGAAAGUCGAUCCUCCCGAGUAUUUUUUAUAGUCUAUACCCUUUUGUUUUCUUCUUUCUAUGACACUGUU